Messenger RNA from Branchiostoma belcheri (Belcher's lancelet), 2836 nucleotides. Its product is annotated as neuronal acetylcholine receptor subunit alpha-10-like. Gene Ontology annotation, molecular function: transmembrane signaling receptor activity; acetylcholine-gated monoatomic cation-selective channel activity. Gene Ontology annotation, cellular component: synapse; neuron projection; postsynaptic membrane. The record is from RefSeq and is a predicted model, not a curated record. The coding region runs from base 609 to 2162 and encodes 517 amino acids. Lineage: Eukaryota; Metazoa; Chordata; Leptocardii; Amphioxiformes; Branchiostomatidae. The transcript has 7 exons. Gene Ontology annotation, biological process: monoatomic ion transmembrane transport; chemical synaptic transmission; regulation of membrane potential.
CACGUGAGGUGCCAAGGAGAAGCGACUUGUAAUGACGUGUUACAUUGUCCAGCCAAGGGAAAGUUGUUUGCGGCACACUUUUUAGACAUGCCAUUAACAUAACUUCCCCGCCUGUUAGCACAAGACACUAUUUACUUUGCCAUCAAUUCAAGUGACAAGUAAGACUCACGUAAGUGCCUAACAGGACAAUUUGUAGAUUUUAGUAUGUCGCAUUAAUCCCAUCGUCCCGUUCGGUAUGGAAUCGGGAAAACAGGAAAAACCACAUGCACGCCUUCAUCGCCCAGGGUUGUAAAUACCGUGGACCUAACGUAGGGCCACACAGUCGACAGGCUUCGAAUGGCGAAUUAAUCCCUUCGGCCGUAUUUCUUCGUAGUCGGGAGGUCGUCAAACUUCGCCAAGCAAAAUCGUCCGAGUGUUGAGCGUAAUUUUCUCUAAUCUAGCCUAUCAAUUGGGACGGGGACAGCGACAGGCGAACAUCGGCGGAUUCCUGAAAAUCGCUCGAUAAUCGAGAGAGUACCGGGUGUAUUACUGUCGAAAACUGGGUCGAUUUGAGCUCGCAGGUUCGUCCGUCAACCAUUUUUUUCUGCUGUGUAAGAGAAACGGCCGACAUGCCGGCCCUGAAGGCAGCCUAUCUUCUAUCUCUUCUGUUGGUGACGUUACAACAGGCCGCUUCUACAGAGAACUCCACAUCCCUCACACGUCAUUUAGAGAACUCCACAUCCCUCACACGUCAUUUAGAGAACUCCACAUCCCUCAAGAAGCCUGACAUUCUUCGUCUGCAUGAAGAUCUGUUUGUGAAGAGCGGCUACCACCCCUAUAUCCGCCCCAUCAGAGACCUCAAACGACCCACUAAUGUCACACUAGAUCUGGCAAUGGCUAACAUCAUAAACCUGGACGAGAAGAACCAGAUUCUGACGGCAGAGGUCUGGUUAAGAAUGAAAUGGACUGACGAGUUUCUGACCUGGAAUGUGAGUGAGUACGGUGGGAUAGAGACCAUUGCAACACAAGCGGAGAAUAUCUGGAGACCAGACAUGUUCCUUUACCACAACGUAAACCACGAGUUUGGCGGGUGGCUGGAGGAUGUGGUGAUGAUCUCUUCUAACGGCCAGGUGGACUGGAAAGCCCCCGCCGUGACCAUGUCUGCCUGUCUAGUGGACGUGUCUGACUUCCCCUUCGACAAACAGAAAUGUUACCUACAGUUCGGCUCCUGGAACCAGGACGGUCGCCAUGUUGACUACUUCAGUGAGAGCGAAGUUGGGGACAUGGCGAAUUUAAUCCGAAACGUGGAGUGGGAUGUACCGAAACUGUCGGUGGAAAGACACGAACAUAAUUUCAACGGUGUUCCGUAUCCGGACGUGACCUUCACCAUGCACAUGACCCGGCGAUCCACGUUCUACGUCAUCAACAUGUUCCUGCCCUGCGCCCUGCUGGCCUUCGUGGUGGGGGCGACCUUCUACCUGCCGCCCGACUGCGGGGAGAAGAUCUCGUUCGGCGUGUCGGUGCUGCUGACUCUGACGGUGUUCCAACUAGUGGUCGCACAGGAGGUGCCGCAGUCAGAAAGCGUCCCCACAGUAGGUCUGUUCAUCAUCGUGUCACUGGCGCUCAUGACGCUCUCCCUCCUGGCCACUACGUUUGUCAUGAACCUGGGAGACUCUGGUGAGGAGAACCACCCGGUACCUGGGUGGGCGCGGAAAGUGUUUCUCAAGUACAUCUCUAGAGCACUGCUGAUGGGCGACCAGUCCGGACAGAACGAGGACGAGCUUUGGUACCGGUACAACGCGUACCCCUCACCCGAGCACAUGAAAAACAACACUAUAUAUAUAAACCGCAAAGUAGACGGGAACAGCAUAUACUCUGGUACCGAACGGAGAUCGAGACUUGGCUUGCCAGCUAGACCAGAGAGGAAGAGCCGGGCAUCGCCGACCAAGCUGGAGUACCUGCUGGAAAUCAAAGGCGCGGUUGAAGAAAUCUCCGCGUACAUGGAGAAGUUGGACACGGUGAAAAACAUCCACAACGACUGGAAGACGCUGGCGACAGUGGUGGACAGGAUCUUUCUCGUUCUGUACCUGGUGGCCUGUAUCAUCGCCCUUGUGGUGACCUUGCUGAACCUCAGGGGAUUCAUGGAGCCGGAAGGGAGUCAUGCCGGAGACGACACAUCAUAACGUUUUCUCAAGUUGCUUCAGUCCUAAAAUACAUGUACUGUGCUUGGCCUCAGUGAAUAACAAACAACAAAAUGCUUCCCAGGGUAACUGGGCCUGGGUUUCUGGUUUGCCCCCGCGUUAAUACACAUCAUGUUAUACGCCAAGGUUACUCACUUCGACGCGGUAAAAAUUCUGUCGGCGUGUCGCCUCAUGACGCACAAUUCGAAAUCGCCCUCUGCGGAAAUCAACUAAACUGCAGUCGCCUCUUUAAACCUCCUGGUUAACAUUCUUGCUACCUUCGCCAAGAAGGUAAUUUAUACGUUUUUGUUCCAAGGACAUUAUAUAGUGUCCUUGUUUAUACAGUCACGAACUCGCGAAGACCUUCACAAUCCAAAUACUAGUAAUACAUAUACCUGAAAGCCGACAUGUUUUUAUACCACACAGCACGUAUACACCUGUCUACCUGUCACAUAAGACUUUCUAGCCGGGAUUCACCAAUGUUGUCUGUACAUUUUUCUAUACCCGCGUCAUAGACCCCCUGGGUUCGCCCAUGAAUACUGUAUAGUGCGACCUUCCAAGGCAUUCAAUCCUUGUUCCUAGAAACGUAACAGACAACCGGAAACGACCCACACAGGAAGUGAUGACCGUGCUUUUUUAAGUUCUAUCUAUGACUCGUGGUGAAAGGUAUUUUGGGG